Lathyrus oleraceus (garden pea) is the source of this 1927-nucleotide messenger RNA. RefSeq lists its product as uncharacterized. The coding region runs from base 157 to 1461 and encodes 434 amino acids. The record is from RefSeq and is a predicted model, not a curated record. NCBI's taxonomy places the organism in Eukaryota, Viridiplantae, Streptophyta, Magnoliopsida, Fabales, Fabaceae. The transcript has 4 exons.
GCAAAGAUUUUAAACUAACAAGAAACAGCGACCACCACAUUCACAUCUAGAUCCCAAAAACUGAUAGUUAAAUAUCCAAUUGAAGCCUAAUCUAAACCCUUAAAUCAAGAUUUUCAAUGCGUCUACCACAAUAAAACUAGUAAAAUUUUGAAGGACAUGGAAGAAGAAAGAGAAAAGGUUCUUUUAACAAUGAACAAAGACAAUUCUGGAUUAUAUCAAGAUGGAGCAGAAUUGAGAAAAUUCAGAGCAUAUCUAAGAUGGGUUUACGUGGACCAAUCAAAUCCAUGCAAAGCUGGUUUAUCUUGGUCUUUGUUUAUUACACUGGCUUACGUUGUACCUAUUCUAUCUCACUUUCUUCUUGAUUGUUCAACAACCUGCGAUGCUGAUCAUACUCGACCGUACCAUGUUCCUGUUCAGAUUUCUUUGUCUGCUUUUGCUACCUUGUCUUUUGUUAGCCUCUCUAAAUGGGAUCGUAGAUAUGGGUUUAGUAGGUUUCUUUUUCUUGAUAAAGUUAGUGAGGAGAGUCUCAAGAUUCAACGUGGGUAUGCUCAACAGAUGAAGAGAACAAUGAAGCUCAUCUUGCUUUGGGGACUUCCCUGUUUCAUAGCUGAAUGUGCCUACAAGAUAUGGUGGUACAUUUCAGGAUCAUCCCAAAUACCAUAUUAUGGUGAAAUAUAUGUGAGUAGCAUCAUUCUGUGCACAUUGGAGCUAUGUUCUUGGCUUUAUAGAACAUCGAUUUUCUUCUUGGUAUGUGUCCUCUUUCGACUCAUUGGCUACCUGCAAAUACAAAGACUAGAUGAAUUUGCUCCUGUUUUUCAACGAGAGACUGAGGUAGGAUCGAUCUUGUUGGAGCACCUUAGAUUACGAAGGAAUCUACGCGUCAUUAGCCACCGUUUUCGAGCUUUCAUUUUGUCUUCUCUCCUUUUGGUGACAGCAAGCCAGCUCAUUUUUCUUCUGAUGGUUAUAAAACCACAUGCUGAUGUUGAUAUCCUCAAGAGUGGAGAGCUCGGGUUAGUCUCCAUCACCCUGGUUAGUGGACUUUACAUACUCUUAAGAAGUGCGACCAAAAUCACACAUAAAGCACAAUCCAUCACAGGACUUGCCGCUAAGUGGCAUAUAUGUGCUACCAUAAACUCCUUUGACAACAUUGACGGUGGUGAGACACCAACAACAGCAGAGGCAACUUCAACACAAGCUAUGGCUGCCAGUAUUAGUUGGGGAUCGUCGGACGAAGAUGAGUUUGGAGAUGAAGAGGAUGAGUUGAAUAACACCAAAUUACUACCAAUUCAUACACAUACUAUCUCAUUCAAUAAAAGACAGGCUUUAGUGACAUAUAUGGAGAACAAUAGAGCAGGAAUCACUGUUUAUGGAUUCAUGCUUGACAGAUCUUGGCUUCACUCCAUUUUUGGUAUUCAAUUGGCUCUCUGCCUUUGGCUACUUAACAAGACAGUUGGUAUUUAGAGACGGAAAUGGAACUGUAAUCAUCCUCCUUGUUCUACCUUGUGCAAUGUGAAGUGCAUCUUUUGAAUCGUCAUCUUUUCGUUUGAAUUUCAUAGAUAAGGUUAUGACAUACGAAAUGUAAAGGAUGUGUGUUUGCUGCUACACAUAGUGUUGAGAGUAUUGUAAAUGUGUCCGCAUUGCCUACUACCCGGUCCUCAGUGGGGAAUAUAUCAAAUGACACGGAAGACAGGCACGUUGAAGCGAAGAACCGGCAACAACAAGCCUUUGAUGUUAUGUAUAGUGCUGAAAUCUCUACAAACAAGAAGUUUCCGAUCUUGUCAGUCUAGUGCUUUUCAAAUGUUAACAAAAAUAAGUUAAUUAUCCUUGCAUUUGUAUGCAUGUUUGUAAACUAUUAUGGUAAAUAUAAAUGUUUUUCGUGUAAAAUAUAAGUGAGAGAAGUGAUAAAUAAAACUCUAUUUUCUUUUUA